GGCGAGCGACGACUGCUGCUCUCAGUAGCAGUCUUGUCGACCACGGCAUGAACUCCGGAGCCUGCUUCGAGGCAAUUGCAGCAGAGUGAGUGCUUCAGCGAACACACUCUGUUGCAAUAGUAGUGUUAUUCCAAGUCUAAUGCCGUGGUUGUCACUGCGAAUCAGCAAAGUACCCAAGGAUCGGAUCGAGAGCGAGAAUUGGCUCUAUUUAGGAGCCAGAUUGGAGACCCGACUCCAGGCCCUUGUUUGUUCCUCACUCAAUUGAGCACUGAAGGUUUAUGGCUAUGGCCGUGAAUGUUGAACGGUUCGGGGACGAAGUGUUCUAAUCGCAUGAGCAGAAACUGGGCAUUGCCAGUAUUGGCAGGACUGGGGGAGGGGGCAAAGUCUGACCAUCCGUAUAAUCGUUGGCGAUGAAAGGACGUGGCUCGUUCUCGAUGGAAGUUUUCCAAGGCUUUUGAAGCAGCUCUCAGUUUCAGUUGAUGUCCAUCAGAUUUACAAUUAGUGUCAUACUCGAUGACGCAGCAUUGAUAUUUCAUGGUUGAGAUGCAAGCAGCUUUAAGCAGAAUGUCAGAGGACAGAAUUCAAUUGGUGAAGUUUGCUCCAAGCGUACAGCUGAACCUUCCUCUGUUGACUUUCACAGGAGGCGUGCAUGUUACGAUGUUCUAUUCUAUGUUGCAGAAGGUGGCAUCUUUGAACCUCAGGUUUUCCUUCUCUUCAAUUGAGGCUAAAGACUUCACGAAUUUUCUUAUAAACUUAAAUUAUGAUCUCCUUGAAGUCAACAUAGAGUGUCUAAAAUGACUCAAGCCUAAGUGAAAGCUACAUACUUCCAAUCGCUCGGGUUCACAUGGCUUUGGAAAUACCCCAUAAACAAACUGCAUCGUUCCACUACAUCUCAAACAAAUUUAGUAGGCUUAAAAAACUGAGAGAAUUACUUGAUG
Molecule: messenger RNA, 938 nt
Organism: Marchantia polymorpha subsp. ruderalis
Lineage: Eukaryota; Viridiplantae; Streptophyta; Marchantiopsida; Marchantiales; Marchantiaceae
Source: the annotation of a GenBank genome assembly